AACUUCAAAAUGUUCACUAGGUUUGAUGCAAAUAAAUCAACAAAGGGAGCAUCAAAGCUUCGUCGAGACUUAAUUAAUUCAGAAAUAGCGAAUUUACGUGAUUUAUUACCGUUACCACAAUCGACGAGACAAAGGUUGUCCCAGUUGCAACUAAUGGCCUUAAUAUGCGUUUAUGUGAGGAAAGCCAACUAUUUUCAACAGGUAUUCAAACGACAUGACAUUGGAUUACAUCAAACACAAACGACGCCAAAUAUAGGUUUUUCUAAGGCUUUAUCCGGUUUUCUAAUGAUGUUGACACAGAAUGGAAAACUUUUGUAUAUAUCAGAUAAUGCCGCGGAAUAUUUAGGGCAUUCAAUGGAGGACUUGCUAAUCCACGGCGAUUCCGUCUACGAUAUCAUUGAUAAGCAAGAUCACGGAUCAAUACAAGCCGAAUUGGGUAGGUCAGUACCACAACAAGCAGCAGGUCAUCAUCAUCACCCACAUCACCACUUGAAUCAUCAUCAUGCCACACAUUUGGAUGGCGAACGACGAAUGUUUCUGUGUCGCAUGAAUGUUAGUCGUAAUGCUAGAAGACAAAUGAGAUUUGGUGAUCAAAAGGUAGUUUUAGUGCAAGGACAUUAUUUAUCGUAUUUACCAUUAUGUAGUAGAAAUGAGCCAGUAUUUUUAGCAACAUGUACCCCAAUAGCAAUGCCAGAGACGAGAGAAUGUGUCGUGCAGGGAGCGACAAAUAUCUUUACCACAAUUCAUUCAAUGGACAUGAAAAUUAUGCACAUUGACAAGAAUGGCGAAUUUCAUCUAGGAUACACAAAAAAUGACAUUCAAAACGUGUCGUGGUACCAACUUCUACACUGGGACUCUACCCGAGAAGCACAAAACAAACAUAGACUAAUUACACAAUCCGAACAGGAUCGAUCUUGUAUAUUGUUGGUUCGGAUGCAGAAACGAUCAGGUGAUUUUUUAUGGGUGCAUGUCGUUCUCCAAGUUCGCGAUGGACACGAAGCGAACCAGCAGCCCGUUAUUGUUUGCACAAAUCAAGUUUUAAGUGAAACUGAGGCCCAAGUAAUGGUAACAAACUCCUGGCUCUAUCAUUACUACUCGGUGCUCAAAAUCCAAUUUGGCUUACCUUUCGAUGGAGCAGCUCGAGUCCCGCCAACAACGCCUUACUACACAUCCCCCCAUCACACUUACCCGGCACCUCCGCAUCACGUGUCCUACGGUUACCAUUCCCCCUUGAGCAUAACGGCGCAAAAUUCGCCCGGCUUAUUGCCUCAUCACAACGGAAAUUCCCCACAAAUCGUCAAUCACGGCUUGGGCGGCGAACAUUAUCGUCCCUAUGCCUAUCGACUGGAAUCGCAGCCCGUCGACUACAGUCAUGCCCAACCGCAACAACAAGGUUUAGUACAAAAUACACUAAUAACGGAGCCAAAAAGUAACGGAAGUCAAGCAGCUCCUCCUCCGGUUAUCAUGACGACAGUUGGCAAUAACAACAACAACAACAACCAUCAUCGGAUAGGAAGUCCGCCAGCGAAAAAACGCGCCACAAAUUACAAUCGACUUGAACCUUUGUACAUUCCCGAACCGGAAGAAGCGUCACCCGAACAUCAAAAUACUUUGGUUGAACUCCAAACUCCUCAUUCGAUGAUCAGCGGGGAUAGUAAUGGGCAUGGACAAACAGUUCUCAUCACAUCAGCUUCGAUCGCGCGACCUCGUGCCUUGACAAAAGCGCCGCCAGAACCCACGGAUUUUAUCGAUCAAUGGAAUCCGAGUCCGCCGUGGAGUGAUACGACGCAAAAAGUCCCGGAUAUUUCGCAACAGGAACUCAGUCCGUAUAUUACGACAACUCCGCCGACGCCAACAAGCGCUCAUGGAUCACAUUCCGGGAGUUUGCCAAGCUUCAGUUUUGACUGGAUGCCCGAGCAAUUUGUGCCGAUAGUCGAUUGUGUUCCAUGCCUUACGCAAGAUGGGAUUUCCGUGCCUGUCGCUGUGCCAUUACAAGUGCCGCAUUGGCAUACAGAUCAUCGAUUGUUGACACUUCAGCCGCCAGAUAGGAGAUCUGAUGAAGAGAGCAGUGAUUCCAAGGACAGUUUUCGGAGAUCGCAUUAA
Molecule: messenger RNA, 2103 nt
Organism: Culicoides brevitarsis
Lineage: Eukaryota; Metazoa; Arthropoda; Insecta; Diptera; Ceratopogonidae
Gene: dysf
Product: PAS domain-containing protein cky-1
Biological process (GO): regulation of transcription by RNA polymerase II
Molecular function (GO): protein dimerization activity; RNA polymerase II transcription regulatory region sequence-specific DNA binding; DNA-binding transcription factor activity, RNA polymerase II-specific
Source: RefSeq, a predicted model, not a curated record